Messenger RNA from Scatophagus argus, 5364 nucleotides. It is a transcript of the gene pskh1, whose product is annotated as protein serine kinase H1. Bases 1035 to 2339 code for a protein of 434 amino acids. Gene Ontology annotation, biological process: protein phosphorylation. NCBI's taxonomy places the organism in Eukaryota, Metazoa, Chordata, Actinopteri, Scatophagidae. Gene Ontology annotation, molecular function: protein kinase activity; ATP binding. The transcript has 4 exons. The record is from RefSeq and is a predicted model, not a curated record.
CUGUUUUCACUUGUGUCUGGCUGUGGGAAGGUGGUCCUGAUCGAAAAACACCGUCCAGAAAAGCAGCCUACGGGAAAACUUUGUAUGUUUUUGAAUAGUCCGGUCAUCCCCCAAACAAACCAUGAAACGUCGGAAUUGACACGAAAUGUUGCUAACAAAGGAAGUGAUGGAUUUGACUUGUUUGUCAUCGGGAAUAAAGUUGGGAAAGUACGAGUUGAAAAUGGAGAGCCCAGCUGAGUGAGAGUGGGGUGAGGAGGCUGGAUUUGGCAAAGUUGGGAGUCCUGCCCUGGUGCUAGCAGGCUAGUUAGCAUGCCUUAACACUUCGCUGUCUCGGAUAAGUAAUGAGAGCUUCCCUCUGCUGCGCUCCAGCCUGCGAUUCUCCAGCGGAGCUGCUUUAUCUGCGGCAAGACCGCUGCUGACAUUGCAGCUUCCCCCGAUGGACAGAAGCAGAGUUGAGCUUGUUUUCUUAGGUUUUGCCUGAACCUCUCUGCUUUUCUCUAAAACAAAAAUACAGUUAAACCUAUUUGAGAGAACCACUCUCACUCCCAAGUCCCAAUCAAUUAUUUUGGAGAGCAUCCAUACUCGGUUUUCUCUCUUCGAUGGGGCCCUGGUAGGUUCUUCAAGGGGCUUGAGGUACCCCCCUGCCUGCCCCCUGUGCAGGCUGUCUGUGUGUGCGAGACCCAUCGGCACAGGCCCAUAAAAAAAGCUUGCAACAAAAAGACAACCAGCAGUACAGCACUUGCUGAUGUAGCCAAGACACACAGCUUGCUUGCCCAAAAUAUAUUCAUGAACUUGUGGGCUUUUUAAACUGGACUUCAGUGGAUGUAUCGGGUAUAUUCAUGAACUGUGACUGCUGAUGCCAGCUCAUUGGGGCUUGAGUGGGUGUAAUCAGCUUUAUUCAUGAACCCUCUGUCUGAGUCUGGGUACAGCCUGGAUGUUGGAUGCCCUGAGUGUGUUGAAUCAGCUGUUGCGGUGAUGAGGCAGGGCUCCUGGUGGCCUGUGUGGCUGACUGGGCAGUGGCCCACAGUGAUGUGAUGGGGUGCAAGAACAGUAAGGUCCUCCCUGAGCCUCCAGGGGAUGUUCAGUUGGACCUGGUCAAAAAGGUUGAUCCCCCUCCUCAGACAGAUAUCUGUAAGAACUUCAUACGAGGGGAUGGCACUAGGAGCAAGAUGGAUGGGGCCGGUGGAGGGGGAGGUGACAAGACUGACUCCACCUCCCCAUAUCAGGCCCAGGCCCAAGCUGCCACUCCUACUGCUUCUGCUCAGCCUCCUAAGGACCCAUCUGAACUGUCGGACCCUCAGCGGAAGAAGGUGGCAAAAUAUCGAGCCAAGUUUGACCCCCGUGUCACAGCCAAGUACGACAUCAAAGCUCUGAUAGGUCGUGGGAGUUUUAGCCGGGUCGUUCGUGUGGAACAUAAGAGCACGCGGCAACCGUACGCCAUCAAGAUGAUCGAGACCCGUUACCGGGAGGGGAGGGAGGUAUGCGAGUCAGAACUGUGCGUUCUGAGACGCGUCCGUCAUACCAAUAUAAUCCAGCUGAUGGAGGUCUUUGAGACGGCAGAGCGUGUCUAUAUGGUGAUGGAGCUGGCCACUGGUGGAGAGCUCUUUGACCGGAUCAUUGCCCGUGGCUCGUUCACAGAGCGGGACGCCACGCGGGUGCUGCAGAUGGUGCUGGAUGGCGUCAAGUAUCUUCAUACUUUGGGGAUCACUCACCGAGACUUGAAGCCGGAGAACCUGCUCUAUUACCACCCCGGAGCCGAUUCCAAGAUCAUCAUUACUGACUUUGGUUUGGCCAGCAGCAGGAAGAAGGGGGACGAGUGUCUGAUGAAGACCACCUGUGGCACACCAGAGUACAUCGCACCUGAGAUCCUAGUGAGGAAGCCCUAUACCAACGCUGUAGACAUGUGGGCGCUGGGGGUGAUCUCGUACAUCCUGCUGAGCGGAACCAUGCCCUUUGAGGACGACAACCGCAUGAGGCUGUACCGGCAGAUCCUCAAGGGCAAGUACAGCUUCUCUGGAGAGCCAUGGCCCAGUGUGUCCAACCUGGCCAAAGACUUUGUUGAGCGGAUUCUAACGGUGGACCCCAGUGAGCGACUCACAGCUGGCCAGGCCCUCAAGCACCCCUGGAUUGUCAGCAUGGCCGCCUCCUCCUCUAUGAAGAACCUACAGCGCUGUAUAUCUCAGAACCUUCUGAAGCGGGCCUCGUCACGCUGCCACAGCACCAAGUCGGCCCAGUCCACUCGUUCCAGCCGCUCCACCAAAUCCAACAAAGCCCGGCGGGUGCGAGAGAAGGAGCUGCGCGAGUUGAACCGUCGAUAUCAGCAGCAGUACAAUGGCUGAAACAAGGACCAUGACAGUCAACGUCUGUAGCGGACCUUAUACGUCCGGGGAAAACAGCACUACAAGGACUGAACAUUUACAAAGACUACCACCAUUUGAAGUUGCUGCCAGUUUUCCGUGCCGAAAUGGCUUCAAGUCAAAAAUCAUUGCUUUAAAAAAAGAGGACACUGGCUUGAUUAAAUCCAUGGCUACCAGCAACUGUAGAAUUAAGGUUUAGUGCUGCCAGUUGACAUUAUAGAAGAAGUCAAAAAUGAUUGUGAAGACUGAAUUUCUAUGGCAGAGUGUCACCUGAUGAGCACAGAAAAGGACACACCAGUAAAGUUUUGAAAUCCAAUGAUUACAUCAUCUCUCCAGCCAUUCCUUCACUUUUUCUCUGGCAGGAUGGUGCUUUUCACUCCUUUGCUUUUGUUCUUUCAAUCCUUGUGUCUACAUAUUUAUUUAUUAUUGUUGACAUGAUUAUUAGUCUCCAUUCAGAUGGUCACUGGAUAAUGACCUUCCAUAAGGAUCUGUUGAACAGAGUUCUGGGGAGGGGAAAACAAAUGUCCCCUCACUCAUUCCUGAUUGAAAAUUGCUGUGAAUUUAUUAUUGUACUAAUUGUACAGACCUUGUCUUAAGAUGUGGCUGAUGGAAGUACACAACAUCCACACCCUUGGGUCAGAAUGAAGGCAUACUUUUUAUUAGUCACUUCUUAGCUUAUCUAAUCUUGCCAUCAUUGCUCUGUUAGUAUCAUUGUUUUAAAGCUGUCAAAAGAUUGUGAAGCUGUUUUGUGUCAGUGUUAAACGCACAGUAAGUCAUUUCUGCAGCUAGGGGUCUCUGAAUCAAAACAGAAAACAAAAGACGUGGCUUGAUGACAUAAUGAAGUAGUGUGGCGUCUUAGGAGUUGUUGUCUUCAUACCAUUGCCAAUGAAAAUCCAUCUUGCAUGACUCAGGCAGAGAUGUUCACUGACGAGGUUUUAUUCACAUUAUGUUUUGUCAUGUUUGGCGGAUUCCUUCCUCAUUCUCUGACUCUCCUUGAAGUUCUAACAACAGGCAACCACAUGAAACACACCGUUGGCUAGAGCGUUAUAAGAGAUUUCUCUGGGUUUGAACAUUGUUGGAAAUGUUUGGGCUGAUGUAAGUACACCGCUCAACAAAAUAUACACAAUAUACAAAGGUCCAGUCAUUUUAAUAUGGAAGGCCUUGCAUAUUUUAUCUUUAAAUCUCAAAUAUAAUAUGGACAGUAGGCCACUCGCAGUGAUUUUUCUUUUCAUAGAUCAAUAGCUUGACUCCUGACAUACAUAUGAUCCUUUUGUGUUGUAGAGCAGCAGUGUAAGAAUUUAUUCUCGUUAAAGGGGUCUGUUGUCUUUGUGAGGGUUGUUUUACAGUUUUAUUGUUGCUUUCGGUGAGAAUGGCACAUGUUGUAUGCAUUGUGACAGCAAAGAUUAUCCUUGUAGGAAGCUGUUUCUGGUUGCACCAAGUCUUUCACCAAGUUUCAUAAAAAUAACAUAUCUUUGUUUACAAAAUAUGCUGAAAACGAUGAUUGUUUCACUUAGAUUAAAUGAAAACAAAUAAAUAAAUACAACAAUGUAAUACCUACAUUUACAAAGGAUUGGCUGUUAAGUUUAUGAUACUGUUAGCUUCUAAAUUGGUAAUAUUUGGAAGUUAUGCUAAAAAUUAGCUAAAUGCUGGUAAAAUGUGUAAGUGACUGGUAGACCUACUCAUAAAGCAAACAAACAAAAAACAAUGGUAUUUAUUGAGUGGCUGGUAAAUUUUCAUUAGCCAAUUGGCUGGUUGACAAAAAUGUUAUUUUUGCACCUCUGUUACAGCUUUUAAUGCUGCUGGAACUUCCUGGUUCCCUCCAUAUUGCAAAAGUCUUUACAGGCUUAGGCAAAUGUUAUGUUUUUAUGACGGACCCUGGUUUAGGAAGUGGCUAGUUUGAAACAAGCUAGCGAUUCCGUAUAACUUAGCAACAACUUCACACUUAUUAUCACACUUAAUACUUAUUAAUGGAUUUACAAACAGCAGGUGCAACCCAAACCAAGCCCUGCUAUUUCUCCUAGUUAGCCUCUGUUCCACUGUCAUCUGUAACUCAGUGGGCUUUCUCUUAAGAAUUUGGUUUUCAUUUGUCUUGUUAGCAUUCAGUAACAACAUCUUGCACCAGUAUCAGCCAUUGGCAUGUGGUAGUAGUGGUAAGUAAUAGUGGCUUUUUUGUGUUUAAAUGACAGAUAUCCAUUUAGUGCAGGAUAUCCAUAAAAAAAAACCAGGAAGAAGAUUUUGCUUGUGAAACAGAGGCCAACUAUGAAUGGGGGAACAUCAGCAUUUUCUCAGCCAGGUUAGGAGGAGCCUGAAGGUGUCUGCUGCACUCAUGGCCAAAAUGAAGGAAAUCACUGAAAACAAAAAGGGGCAUGUCGAGGUGAAUCAAAUGACCAUUAGCAUAUGUGAUUUGUAGAACAGUCUAAAUUACCGGCAUGGACUCCCACAUGAAACUGUGCACUCUCAUGCAUAUUUUUUCUUACAUUUAUAAAGGUUACCUUUUAUCUGUAAGUGCACUUAAAAAAUAAAUUCCAAAGGCUUUCGUAGAGAUAAGCUCUAGUCUAUCAAUGCUACAAUACUGAUAGUAAAAGAACAAUAGAUUGAGGCUCUCAUAUCUUUUACAGUAUUAAUCAUUCAUAGCUCAUACAUACAUAUCAUGUUUUGGUAAUCCACAUCCUUAUAUAAUAAGGUUUUGUGACCAGUGCAUUACCUAUAGAGCUGUUGAUAUAAUGUUAGUUGUCUGAAAUGAGACCAGACUAGGAAUUGUGCUGUAGUUGAAAUAGUAAAAUUCUGUGUUACAGCAAAGUGAAAUUUCUGAAUUUAAGUCAUGAAAAGUGAAAUGAAUAAUUAAUGCAACUGCUUGUUUGGACAUAACAUCCAUGUAAUUGAGUGCGAAUGAUUUAUCCCCAACCUUGUCAAAAUACUGUGAUGUUUGAAUAUUGAUUGCUUACCAAAGGUUGCACAUUUUAAUUAUUGACAAGAACACAUGGGGAUUAUCUGACUUAGUUUUUUA